UGCUGUCGUAUCGCAAAAUCCCGCUAUCCGUCACGUGACCCUUUCAUGCUAUAUGAAAAUUGGACGAGAACUUGCGAGAUCAGUAGAAUAACAUGGCAGGAAUCGUGAAAACAGUGGUGGGUCCUAUUCAACCCCUGCUGGAUGGUGCUAAGGGCCGACUGAAUGACUUUGUGCAAGGGGCUUGAGCCAUGGCAGAUAGUGGUGUACACAUGUGGAGGAACUGUCAUUGCCAUAGCGAUCAAAGACUUCCUGAAUGGGGAGGAAAGUUUACAAGUAAGGAGCAAAAGGACUUUCUUCAAAUGGGUGAAGAAAAUUCCAUAUGUGAAGAAGAAGAUUGAGGAAGAGUUGGAAAAGAAUGUGAAAGGAAUGGAGGAAUCUCUAGAGGGAUCUGCUUUUGUCCUGAAGUUACCAAGAGAAGGCCUGACAGAGGUUGAACUCAUGAAGGAGCUUGAGAGAUACAGGAAUUUAGAUAAGAUCCCAUGGGAGAAGGGCUUGGUGUCUGGUGCAGUCUACAGUGGUGAUCCUGUACUAACAGAAGUCAUGACCAAGGCUUACAGUAUGUUUGCAUGGACUAACCCACUGCAUCCCGAGGUCUUCCCUGAUGUUAGGAAGAUGGAGGCAGAGGUUGUCAGGAUGUCCUGUUCUAUGUUCAAUGGUGGCCCUCAGACUUGUGGAACAAUGAGCUGCGGGGGUACAGAGAGCAUUCUCCUGGCAUGCCUGGCCUACAGAAACAUGGCCAGGGAGGAACGAGGGAUCAAGUUUGCAGAAAUCAUUGUACCAGUCACAGCUCAUGCAGCUUUUGAUAAGGCCGCCCAUCUUCUCCACAUGAAGAUCACACACAUUCCCGUGGACCCAGAGACUAGGAAGGCCAAUGUGAAAGCCAUGAGGAGAGCCAUCAGUAGGAACACUGUCAUGCUUGUUGCAUCAGCUCCUGGUUUCCCCCAUGGAGUGAUUGAUCCAGUGGAGGAAAUUGCCGCUUUGGGCAAAUACUACAACAUUCCUGUUCAUGUAGACAGUUGCCUUGGUGGCUUCUUGAUACCCUUCAUGGGAAAAGCUGGCUUCCCACUGUCUCCAUUUGACUUCCGUGUUCCUGGAGUCACCAGUAUAUCUGCAGACACUCACAAGUAUGGCUAUGCCCCCAAAGGUUCCUCAGUGAUCUUGUACAAGGACAAGAAAUACCGCAGUUUCCAGUUCUUCAACCAGCCAGACUGGCCUGGCGGCAUCUAUGCAUCACCAACUCUCAUGGGCAGCAGAGCAGGAGCCAUAAUAGCAGCUUGCUGGGCGACUAUGAUGUACAUAGGAGAAGAUGGAUAUAUAGAUGCCACAAGGAAGAUCAUCAAUGCCACCAAGUACAUGGAAGAAAAGUUGCGCAAUAUCAAUGGAAUCAAGUUGAUUGGGAAGCCAGAUGUGUCUGUGAUAGCAAUUGGAUCAGAUGACUUCAACAUCUACAGACUCUCUGAUGCACUGGCUUCCAAGGGCUGGACACUCAACCCUCUGCAGUUCCCUCCCAGUGUUCACAUCUGUUUGACUCUGCUGCACACAAAAGAUGGAGUGAUCGACAGCUUCGUAAAUGAUGUGAGCACCAUGACGGCCGACAUCAUGAAGGACCCAGGUGCUAAAACCGGAGGCGCCGCUGUCAUCUAUGGUAUGGCUCAGAGCAUCCCCGACCGUACCCUUGUGUCAGAGUUGACACGGACAUUCCUGGACCUGUGUUACGACACAUCCCUCACCUCAGUGUCUACCAAUGGACAUAGUAUUCCCAAUGGAAACUGACCUGAGCUUGACUCAGCAGUGACAGUACCUAUCUUCCACAUACGACAUCGACCAUGCUCUUCGUAAUCUGGCUGUCAGAUUACAACCACUGCAACUGGUUAAGUUUCACUCGUGGUGUUGCAGUUUGCAUUUCCAACUAUUCUGUGAUUGAUUAAUUCAGUUCUUGUACAGUUGAACAAUAUCUACUGGUAUAUUUUGCUUGAUAUGUUAUUACAUAACUAUGACAAAAAUAACAAAUCCUUAUCUAAUUACUCAAAACUGGAUCCAUUUGGUUAUCUUUUAGACUGUAUUUGGAUCAGGAAUUAGAAAAUGACCAUCUGUUUACAUAUAUCUUUUUCAGUUUUAAUUUCAGAUUAUUUGUUUGAACUUAGCAUCUUGCCUUUUAAUCUAAUGAACUCUUUACGAGUUUGUUCAACAAUGCAAUCUGUAUAUAGUCAACAAAUAUGUUCUUACUAUUUAUAUAUGUAUACACUUUUGAACAAAUACUUGUACUUCUUUGUAUAUUGUAUGUUUUACUAUUUGAGAAGGAAACUUUUACUAGGUUUUAGGUAAAGCUACAUAUUUUCUGAAAAAAUAAGUUCUGUCAUUGUAUUGGAAUAUUAUCUGAAAGUGCAGACUUUACAGAAUUAUUACUUUACAAGCAGUUGAAAUAAAUACAUUUUUAUUU
This is a messenger RNA of Haliotis rubra (blacklip abalone), 2440 nucleotides long. Its product is annotated as sphingosine-1-phosphate lyase 1-like. Bases 163 to 1773 code for a protein of 536 amino acids. The transcript is spliced from 17 exons. Gene Ontology annotation, biological process: carboxylic acid metabolic process; sphingolipid catabolic process. NCBI's taxonomy places the organism in Eukaryota, Metazoa, Mollusca, Gastropoda, Lepetellida, Haliotidae. The record is from RefSeq and is a predicted model, not a curated record. Gene Ontology annotation, cellular component: endoplasmic reticulum. Gene Ontology annotation, molecular function: sphinganine-1-phosphate aldolase activity; pyridoxal phosphate binding.